Molecule: messenger RNA, 2430 nt
Organism: Argiope bruennichi
Lineage: Eukaryota; Metazoa; Arthropoda; Arachnida; Araneae; Araneidae
Product: gastrula zinc finger protein XlCGF7.1-like
Exons: 2
Coding region: 823-1680 (285 amino acids)
Biological process (GO): regulation of transcription by RNA polymerase II
Cellular component (GO): nucleus
Molecular function (GO): RNA polymerase II transcription regulatory region sequence-specific DNA binding; DNA-binding transcription factor activity, RNA polymerase II-specific
Source: RefSeq, a predicted model, not a curated record
AUUUAUUUCAAGUAGCGUCUUUUUUUCCAUAGUCAUAUGAAUGUUGAUUUUGGCAUCAAUUCGAUAGUAAGCUGUCCACUGCUCUGUUCCGCUACGAAAGUUAUUUAGGAAAUAACCAGUAUUAUAUGUGUCGACAUCUGAAAAAAUUUUAGAUUGACAUAUUUUUAAUAAAGUUUUGAAUGUGACCUCAUCAGUUUAAUUAACCAGCUUGUAUAAUCUAUUUAAAAUUUCAGGUGCGUGGAAGCAACGAACGGAACAAGUAUGCCGAAUCUGAAACAGUAAAAGUAAUUGUUCCAAAAGAUUUGAAUUUAAAAGAGUUUUCAUCAUGGCACCAUCUAAAUCUAGUUAUGAAUAUAAAUAGAAAAGAUAAGCGCUCUUACUGUUUCUAGAUGACAAGCCAGUCGCCUGAAAUAGCUAGUGUUAAUUAUAUGACCAAAACGCUUUCUUUGGCAACAAGUACAAUCUCAUUGAUAUGAAUAUUUGAUAGGAAAUUUUUUUUAUGCUAUACAUGCAAUAGAAAUAUGUUAUCGAUUUCAGAUUUUAAAGAGUAAUAUACUAACUACAUAAAUAAAACGAAUUCAUUUGUGAAUCAGAUCGAUUCAUCAGAAACAAUACUUCAUUAUACUUUUAAAACAGAAAUAUCGCAAAUAUCACAUGUAAAUCUGUACAAAAAAAAAAAAAAAAAAAAAAAAUCUUCGAAGCAAGAUUUAAAGAGUCAUUUACUAACGCAAGUGAAAGAGAAGCUUUGUCUUUGUGAUACUUGCAGUGAGGCAUUUCUAUCAAAGCAUUUUAAAGUGAGAUUUUUUCUCGCUCACGAAACAAAUGUCCAGUGAAUCGUAUUCUCAGCAGGCAAGUUUAAAGACACAUUUACUGACGUACACGACAGAGAAAAAGUAUGUUUGUGACGUGUGUAAUAAAGCGUUUUCUCAACGAAUUAUUUUAAGGAACCAUUUACUGACUCAUACGCAAAAAACUGCUUAUGAAGAAAAACCAUAUGUUUGUGAUGUAUGCAAUAAAGGAUUUUCUGCGCCUAGAAAUUUAAAGACACAUUUAAAGACGCAUACGAAAGAGAAACCGUAUGUCUGUGAUGUGUGUAAUAAAGCGUUUUCUGUGCUGAUAAAUUUGAAAAGACAUUCACUGGCCCAUACAAAAGAGAAAGCGCAUGUUUGCAAUAAGUGUAAUAAAGAGUUUUCUCUGAAGGGUAAUUUGAUAACACAUUUACUGACCCAUACCAAAGAAAAACCGUAUGUUUGUGAGAUUUGCAGUAAAAUGUUUGCUCAACGAGGAAAUUUAAAGAAACAUUUACGGACUCAUACAAAAGAGAAACCGUAUGUUUGUGAAGUGUGUAAUAAAGCGUUUUCUGUAAAUUUGAAAAGACAUUUGCUGACCCAUACAAAAGAGAAAGUUCAUGUUUGCAAUAUGUGUAAUAAAGCGUUUUCUCUGAAGGAGAAUUUGAAAAUGCAUUUAAUGACCCAUACGAAAGAGAAACCGUAUGUUUGUGACGUGUGCAACAAAGCUUUUUCUCUCAAAGGACAUUUAAAGGAACAUUUACUAACGCAUACGAAAGAGAAACCGUAUAGUUGUGAUGUGUGCAAUAAACCAUUUUCUUACCGAAAAACUUUAAGAAAACAUUUACUGUCGCAUGAGAAAAAAUCCGCAUGUCUGUACUAUCUUCAGUGAUGAUUUUUCUCUGGUGAGAAUAUUAAAAACCAAUAGGAAGAAAAAACCAUAUGUUUGUCUAUGUGCAAUAAGGCUUUUGCACAUACUUAAAAAAAGAAAGUAUGUUGGUAUGGUUGAGAAAGCUUUUUCUCAUCAAAGCAUUUUAACCAAGCAGUGAAAGAAAGGCCGUGUGUAUUAAAGCCUUUUCUCAACCGGGAAAUUUGAAAAGACAUUUACUGACGCAUACGAAAGAGAAAUAAUAAACUAACAAAAUAUUCUAUAUUUUUUGAAUUAUAAAACAUCUGAUAUGAUAAAUUUUUGGUAUUGAAUACGAUACAUUUUUUAAAAAGAAAAAUUUGUUGACCCAUUUAUAUUAUAACAAAACGAUAAGUGUUCUUUCUGUUUUUUUUUCCAUAGUCUUAUUUAACUAUGCUUUUACUGACGUAUAGAAAUGCAUCGAACUUUGCCUGCUUGUAAAUCUUUUUCUUUUGAAAUAAAGUAACAUUUGUAACUUUGCAUAAGUAUUUUUAUUGGGUCCGUUAUCAUCGUUUCUUUCCAGAACUGAUUUAAAAAUAUUCAUUAUCUUUGCCAUUUCCCUAUUUUUUUCCCCUGUCCCCCGACGAUUCGUACAGCAUGUACACAUGAUGCAGAACUUUUUUAUUGUCAAAGUCGACUUUCAGCCAUUUAUGUGGCAUCUUUCGCAAAAGAAAAGAAAGUUCCCGUUAUGACACACUUUAUUAACCAGCUUUUCAAAACAGUAAGCUAAACAAG